AUGAGCACGAGCGAGAAGUUACACUUUCCCGUGGAAUCGCUCAACACCUUGACCCGGCAUCCUCACCCCUCACCUGAUCGGCAGAAGCACGCAAAGGUGUCCGACUUAUCAAAAACGGGAAUGGGUCUUUUAGAAACAGUCAAAGGGCGAUGGAAGCAGCAGGACAAGGUGGCGCCAAGUACCGUCAAGCCCCAGAACUGUCACAGAAUUGUGGUGCUGGGUGCGCCCGGGGUGGGAAAGACCAACAUGGUUCGGCGCUUCUUGGGGGAGGAAUUCCAAGAGGAGUACGAGGCCACUACAGAGGACUUCCACAGGAAGCUGUUCCAUGUCGGAGGCGAAAUGUACCAGGUGGACCUCCUGGAUGCUGCCAGGGAGAGAAACUUCCCAGCAAAGCGGAGACUGUCCAUACUCACUGGUGACAUUUUUCUUCUCGUCUUCAGUUUGGACGACAAAGAAUCUUUCAGUGAGGUCCGUGAGCUGCUCAGUGAAAUCAGACACGCUAAAAGCAAGUUGGUCAAGUCCAAACGUAAGGUGCGAUUGCCAGUAGUCGUCUGCGGCAACAAAUCAGACCUGGACUCUCAGAGAGUCAUCAGCCGGUCCGACAUCACCGCGGCACUAACCCGGGAAGUCGCCUUCUUCGAAACCUCGGCUAAGCGUGGCACUUCACUGGAGGCCGUGUUCCGAGAGCUGGCAACCAUAGGCGGGCUUCCGGAUGAGACCGGGCCAUCGCAGCACAGGCUGGUCUCCAUGUUAACCUAUCAGUCGCUGUGCCGGCACGGGGCCACACCCUGCGCCACCGUGGACCCUCUGGCACGACGGCCCAGUUUUGGCAGUGAUCUGCGACUGGUGCUUGGAUCAAGCACCAAAUCUAAACCCGAGAGGUGUCAGAUUCAAUGA
Messenger RNA from Nerophis lumbriciformis (worm pipefish), 897 nucleotides. Lineage: Eukaryota; Metazoa; Chordata; Actinopteri; Syngnathiformes; Syngnathidae. The record is from RefSeq and is a predicted model, not a curated record.